GGUUAUGAUCUUGUGCCUUGAAGUUUACCAAUGCACACUUAUGCAGUUUACUUAGAGUUAGUAUUAUACAGUCACUAAUACCACUUGCAGAAGCAUAAAAGAAAUACUGUGAGGUUCAAACGUUAGCAGCAAGUCUUCAGGGAGAGAGAAUAGUUGCUGCAAUAAUGCAGAUACUAAAUGUGAGUUCUAAUGAUAAAGUCCAGGUAACAUCAUCAGACUUGCUUUCUAUUCAGUUGUGUGUGUUGGUGUCUCUAACACUCAGUGUAUCCGUGGCUGAAGUAAACUCAGCUCGCGUUGAAUUUGGCAGACCUGGUAAAAAAGACACACCUUUUCCA
Geodia barretti is the source of this 335-nucleotide messenger RNA. The record is from the annotation of a GenBank genome assembly. NCBI's taxonomy places the organism in Eukaryota, Metazoa, Porifera, Demospongiae, Tetractinellida, Geodiidae.